CUCUCUCAAUUAAAUUUUUUUUUUGCCCCUUCCGACGUGUUGAUGGUGAAUAGAUCCAAAAGCAUCCGGGUGAUCAUUGAUGUUUGGGAUUUGGAGUUCGGUCCAAGAAUGGUUUCACUUGCAUCCCAACUCCCACACCAAAGUGACAAAUAUUUAACUAUUUAAAAACAACAAAAGAACAACACAAUAAAACAAAAAAAAACCUAUCCCACCAUUUCAUCGACACAGUUUUCUUCAUUUCAUCGACACAGUUUUCUUCUUUUUGUUGUUUAUUUAUUUUACUUUAUUUUUUUUUUAAUUAUUAUUAUUAUUUUUUUUUUUGUUCAUUUGGUGAAUCCUUUCGCGGAACUUUUGGGUGAUUGUUUUUUUUUCUGUUCCUUUCGGAUUUGUCUGUUGGGAAGAAAUAAAAACUAAACAAAAAAAAAAAACAAAGAAGGAAUCAUGAAGUGAUUGUGGAAUGUGGACUAUCUCUUACGAAGGUGAAUUAUAAAUUUAAAAAAAAAAGAAAGAAAAAGUUCAGUGAAGUGUUUUCCUGCUUAACAAAAAAAAAAUAAAUAAAAAUUAAAUAAAUUUGAACAAUUUGGAAGUGAAUAGUUGGAAAAGUUGGAAGGUUACAACAAAAAGGAAAUCCGUGGAAGGAUAAUUUUUGUGCAAUCAAUUGGGAUACUUAAAGAAAAAAACAAAAAAGAAGAAGAAGACCGAAGGAUCCACCGUCUCCAAGAAGUCUUCUUAAUUUUAGGGGCACAACCAUGGAGGCGAUAGAACGCGAAGGUGAAAAGAGUGACACAUUUGGUGAUCACUAUUUGAGUCCAACAAGUGAAUCACUGGAAAUGCCAGUUUUUCGUAAUCCCGAUCAGCAAAUCCAGACAAUUCCAAAGGAAUCAACAAUUCCCGAUCGAGGAACAUGGGCAUCAAAAUUGGAUUUUAUUCUAUCUGUUGUUGGUCUUGCCAUUGGUCUUGGCAAUGUCUGGCGCUUUCCCUAUUUAUGCUAUAAAAAUGGUGGUGGUGCCUUUCUUGUACCCUAUCUCCUAACCCUAAUUCUAGCUGGAAUACCAAUGUUCUUUAUGGAAUUGGCCCUUGGUCAAAUGCUAACAAUUGGUGGUUUGGGUGUAUUCAAAAUAGCACCUAUUUUCAAGGGUAUCGGUUAUGCUGCUGCUGUGAUGUCAUGCUGGAUGAAUGUCUACUACAUUGUCAUUCUAGCCUGGGCUAUUUUCUAUUUUUUCAUGAGUCUCCGGGCCGAUGUACCAUGGAGAACAUGCAAUAACUACUGGAAUACACCAAAUUGUGUCAAUCCCUAUGAACGAAAAGACUUACUAUGCUGGGAAAGGGUUAGUGCUCUAAAUGGUACAACAUCACGAAUAUGCGCCCUACCAACUGGCAAUGUAACAGCAUCAGCCCUUACGGAUCCCGUUAAGGAAUUCUGGGAACGACGUGCCCUACAGAUCUCAUCGGGAAUUGAAGAAAUUGGUCAUAUACGAUGGGAAUUGGCUGGUACCCUACUACUCGUCUGGAUACUCUGUUACUUCUGUAUUUGGAAGGGUGUUAGAUGGACGGGAAAAGUUGUCUAUUUUACAGCACUAUUCCCCUAUAUACUCCUAUCGGUACUCCUUAUUCGUGGCAUAACACUUCCAGGUGCCACUGAAGGCAUCAAAUUCUACAUUAUACCAAAUUUUACAAAAUUAUCAGAAUCAGAGGUAUGGAUUGAUGCAGUAACACAAAUUUUCUUCUCAUAUGGCCUUGGAUUGGGUACAUUGGUUGCCCUUGGAUCAUACAAUAAAUUCACAAAUAAUGUCUACAAGGAUGCUCUGAUAGUGUGCUCAGUGAAUUCGAGUACAUCAAUGUUUGCUGGAUUUGUAAUAUUUUCAGUGGUUGGUUUUAUGGCACACGAACAGCAACGUCCUGUAGCUGAAGUGGCAGCAUCUGGUCCUGGUUUGGCCUUCUUAGCCUACCCAUCAGCCGUCCUUCAGCUACCUGGUGCUCCAUUGUGGUCAUGCCUCUUCUUCUUUAUGCUCCUUCUAAUUGGUCUUGAUUCACAAUUUUGUACAAUGGAAGGAUUCAUAACGGCUGUCAUUGAUGAAUGGCCACAAUUGUUGAGGAGGCGUAAGGAGAUCUUUAUAGCCAUUGUAUGUGCCCUUAGCUACCUCGUGGGUCUCUCCUGUAUCUCACAGGGAGGUAUGUACGUGUUCCAAAUACUGGAUUCCUACGCUGUUUCUGGCUUCUGUCUCCUCUUUCUCAUUUUCUUCGAGUGCAUCUCGGUAUCGUGGGCAUUUGGUGUCAAUAGAUUCUACGACGGUAUUAAAGAUAUGAUUGGGUACUAUCCACUGGCCUGGUGGAAAUUCUGCUGGGCCAUUACAACGCCAUGCAUUUGCAUUGGUGUCUUCAUCUUCAAUCUUGUCCAAUGGACUCCAAUAAAGUACCUGGACUAUGAAUAUCCUUGGUGGUCUCAUGUUUUUGGCUGGUUCACCGCACUCUCGUCCAUGCUCUGCAUUCCCGGCUACAUGAUUUGGCUGUGGAUGAACACCGAAGGCAACCGGAGCACGAAAAUUCGACUGAUCGUACGAAUAGACGAUGAUGUCAAGACAUUGCGACAGAAGAUGCAGCAGGAAGCACAGAAGAAGCAUGGUAUCAUCUAAAAGAAAUUUUUUCCAUCAAAUAACAACAAAAAGUCGCUGCCAAAAACACCAAAUAACUCAGCCAUUUUCCCAUGAAAAUCUUCCAGAGUUCUCCAUGAACUUCCCUAAAAGACACUUACUCCUAAUAACCUUCCUUUCCUCCAUCAAAUUACCACCCCAAAAGGUGCAAAUUUUGGAUUUAUAAAAACAAAAAACAACAAAAAAAGAAAAAGACAAUUUUAAACUGAUUUGAUUUCAUUUUUAAUUGAUAGCAAUCACUCUCCCGUAUCGAUUGGAGAGAUAAAUUAAAUGAAAUAAAAAUAAAUUAAAAAAAAAAAAAAUAAAACCAAAUUGAG
This is a messenger RNA of Phlebotomus papatasi, 2968 nucleotides long. RefSeq names its product sodium- and chloride-dependent GABA transporter 1 (gene Gat). The transcript has 7 exons. Lineage: Eukaryota; Metazoa; Arthropoda; Insecta; Diptera; Psychodidae. Bases 750 to 2633 code for a protein of 627 amino acids. Gene Ontology annotation, biological process: sodium ion transmembrane transport. The record is from RefSeq and is a predicted model, not a curated record. Gene Ontology annotation, cellular component: membrane.